This is a messenger RNA of Puccinia triticina, 1401 nucleotides long. RefSeq lists its product as uncharacterized. The transcript is spliced from 4 exons. The record is from RefSeq and is a predicted model, not a curated record. Bases 1 to 1401 code for a protein of 466 amino acids. Lineage: Eukaryota; Fungi; Basidiomycota; Pucciniomycetes; Pucciniales; Pucciniaceae.
AUGCCCAAGGUCGUGAAGGUCAAGCCUCGAACAGUCUGUACCUGUAUCAGUAAUCUCUGCGGAUCGAGAACGUAUUUGGAUGAGAGAGAAAAUGUCUGGCUCAAGGGCCAACUGGUUGAUCCUCGCACUGCAAAACGCCACCAACUAGCUGACAAGGAGGCCGGCCAUCUACCCGCAACUCCUGCCAAUGACCACCUCGAUCCUGAAAAUGCCGAUGUGCCCCUCAAUCCUGAAACUGAUCCAGCAGAGCCGCCUUCAGGCCCUGUACUCGAAGAUUCUGGUCUAAUUGCAUCCGACGAAACUCGUACUGGAGACUCAUGGGCCUCUGUAGUAGAAGCAUUGUCAAAUUCGUUAGGAGCAACUCGCUUGGCCUCCCUUGCUGAAGAUAGCAACAAGGAACGUGCAAAAGUGUAUGACGAUUCCAACGAGGUGAGCAAAAUCACCAAGGAAAAGAUCCGGCACGAGAAGAUGGAGAAGGAGAAGGCCAAGCGCGGGCAGAAAUCUCGCAAGGAAACGGAGUCAGCAGCUGUGCCUGCUACCCAGGAACCGGUGAAUCCUGAUAUUCCCACUGCUGUCAACAGCUUUAAUGUGGAUCAAAAUGAACCUACGAAUCCUGCGAUUGCAGGUGUACCUUUCAGAGACCUCCCUUACGGCUCGCAAACUUCGCCUGACGACUUCAAUUUUGCUGUUCCUGAUGACUGGGACGGAAUUUGGGAAGAGCCAGCCACCGAAUGUAUUUUUGAUUCACAUAUGUUAAAUCAGAUCAACGAAAUCCUGCCUCGCCUCAACCUUCCCUCCUGGAUCGAUGGUGCUGUCCCCGUCCUGGGGAAAGCGUCCUAUGAUUCCCUGACCAACAAUGAAGCUGAAAAACUAGUCAACCUGCUUAAUGCAAAGGAAGGGCCCGAACGAUGGGCGUUGCCAAGUUUAUGGGUUCGAAUGGGCAGUGCAGAGCAAAGUCGCACGACUCCCUUGCCAUCUCGAUGCCAUAGUCACAAGCAUUUCUACCACCAAGGAGUGACUUUUUCAACUUGGAUUGCUAACGGAAAGAAUAGUGUAGUUUUGUUGAAAUCGGAGUUGCCAAUUCAACUACGCUUCGCUCGGAUCGAAUCUAUCUUCACACAUCAACGACCAAUUCCAGAUGGCAAGGAUAUCAUCGAGACUUGGCUCAUGGUGAAGCCGUUUCCACCUCUCCCACAAGCAGAUGACAAUCCCUUCAACCGACUCAAAGACUUUGAAAUGCAAGCUACGGUCCGAUUGCCGGUUGACGUGGACAACGAAGGUCACUUGAUCAACAUUCAGGAUGUAGUUGCUCAUUGCGCGUGGGUUGAAUACAAAAGUGGAGAGUUAGCUCCCAAUUUAAAAACCCCGACUGUUGCAAUGGUCUCUGUUGAUCGGGAGUAA